GCUUUAAUAAAAGCAGAUAGACCUUUGAUCUUUCAUUCACAACCUUUUGUCAACAUAAGAUAAGUUGAAUUAUAGUACAUCUGAUAAGGAUUAGAAUAAUGUAUGGCAGUAAACACCUUAUCCUGGCCUGCUUAUUAGCAAUAUGCAGUGCGUCUCAUGGAAACAUUUCGCAAUAUCUGGAUACUGAUGAUAUUCCAGUUGGGCCAUUGUGUUACAGCUGCAGUUAUUUAACCGAUCCGAGAACUUGUGGCACGCAAGUUCGAUGUGGGAGGGAUGAGAUAUGUAUGUUGCACGAGUUAAUGCCAGGAGCAGACGGUAGCAAGAGGUUUACGUCCCACUGUGAAACAGAAAUAGUAUGUCAAAAUUUGAGAAAUCACGCUAAAAAGAGCCGCACGUGUUUUGUCAUAUAA
Molecule: messenger RNA, 410 nt
Organism: Ruditapes philippinarum (Manila clam)
Lineage: Eukaryota; Metazoa; Mollusca; Bivalvia; Venerida; Veneridae
Exons: 5
Coding region: 99-410 (103 amino acids)
Source: RefSeq, a predicted model, not a curated record